This is a messenger RNA of Sinocyclocheilus grahami, 3182 nucleotides long. It is a transcript of the gene arhgef28b, whose product is annotated as rho guanine nucleotide exchange factor 28. The record is from RefSeq and is a predicted model, not a curated record. Lineage: Eukaryota; Metazoa; Chordata; Actinopteri; Cypriniformes; Cyprinidae. Gene Ontology annotation, molecular function: guanyl-nucleotide exchange factor activity. Bases 474 to 2828 code for a protein of 784 amino acids. Gene Ontology annotation, biological process: regulation of Rho protein signal transduction. The transcript has 27 exons.
CUACACAAACCUUCCAGUCAUCCAUAUUACUGCUGCGAGAGUGUGUGAAGGAUUCUGCUCUACUAAACAAGAUCAAAGGUCUGAGAGUGGAUACAGACAGAAGAGCUGAAAGCAACACUCUGUUUUCAUUCUCAGGAUCUCCAUACUCUCUGCUUCACAAUGUAUGGUUUAAUAAUUCCAGUCAGGAUGAAGAUGAGGAACUUUUAUCAUCUGACGACUCUGUUGAUGGACUCACAACUCAUACUGAUUCAACAUCCAGUUCGCCCACUGACUCCAGCGUUACCAUAACGAACAGCAUCAACACUCUGCAUGCUGGUGAGGAUCAGGAGGAAUCAUUUGACUCUUUUGAGUUUGAAUCAGACUCUACAGCAUCUGAACAAGACUCUCCAGUCCAAGACAAAUUACCCAUCUAUAGUCCACAGGACGGGCCGUUUCCCUUCAGCAAUGAAGAAACAUCCACAGGGAUCAGACAUAUGUGGUGUAACAAGUCAGAGGAAGAAGAGAAAGAGAAAUUCAUCCCUACAUCCAAAAGUGAGACAGAGAAAUAUAAAGUGAGUCGAACAUUAAGCUUUCUCAGGAGCCGGAUGGUCAACACCAAAAUAAAAAACAAGGUAAAUGCAGAGGUUUCCUCAGCUUUGCACCAGCUCUGCCUACCGCAGCAGCCUGUUAAAGCAGCUUGUGUAGUCUGUGAGGGAGCUGACAGUGAUGAACCGCUGCAGUGCACAUACUGCUCCAUGAUCAUUCAUAAGACCUGCUGUGACUCUGCACCUCUGUGUGUAAAGAAUCCUCACCAGGCACUUCUGAAAAGCGCUGACUCUUCAAUAUUACUAUACUCGUCAAGUCAUAGUUCUCCAUCUCUGUCUCUGGUCAAUGACACCACGUCACACAGAAAGCGGAGUAACAGUGAGGGGUGUGGCCAUGAUUUCACUCUACGCAAAAGCAAGUCUUUUAUUGGUCGUUCUUCUGGAAGCCCCACCUCCAAUUCUACUGAUUCUUCAGCUCACAUAUCAUUUGACUACUCGGCUGAAUCUUGGAGCGCUGUCGUGGACAAUGAAUUUAGUAGGACACUGGACAAAAAGGUGAUCAAGAGACAGGAGAUCAUCUAUGAGCUGAUGCAGACAGAAUUUCACCAUGUCCAGACUCUCUCUGUUAUGGCUGAUGUUUUGAGGCGGGGACUGUUGGAGGACGUGCAGCUGGAGCAGGACGUGAUUGCUCAGAUGUUCCCCAGGCUGGAUGAGCUCUUAGCUUUGCAUAAAAACUUUCUUAUAGACAUGGAGAACAGACAGCGGACGUCUGUUCACCCAGGAAUGCACAAGAACUACAUCAUACGACAAAUUGGUGAUAUUCUGUGUCAGCAGUUUGCAGGCCGAAAUGCUUCUCAGAUGAUAGAGCUGUACGGUGAUUUCUGCAGUCAGCAUCCAGAAGCACUGAAAAUGUAUAAGCAACUACUACAGAGCAACAGGAAACUACAGUUAUUUCUCAGACAGCAGAGUAACAACUCUGUCAUCAAACGCCGUGAAAUCCCUGAAUUCCUGUUGCUUGUUACUCAGAGAAUCACAAAGUACCCUGUUCUGGUAGAGAGACUCCUUCAACACACUGAUGAUGGCAGUGCUGAGCGCUAUGAUAUUGCAGUGGCACUGGAGGGUCUUCGGGGAUUGAUAGAGGAGGUGGAGCGAUGUGUGGGAGAUUACCAGUGUGCAAAGAAACUCCAAGAUAUCAUAAGUCGCCUAGACAACAAGAGUUGCACUCGCCUGAAGAACGGCGAGAUCUUCGGCAAGCAAGACCUGCAGAAAACACACCGAACUCUCACACACUCUUCAGCGCUGACUUGUAGGACCACCUCUGGCAGACUGAGAGAUGUUUUUGCGCUGCUCCUCACAGAUGUUUUGGCUUUCCUUCAGGAGAAAGAGCAGAAGUUUGUCUUUGCUGCACUGGAGCAGAAGCCGUCUGUGAUGCCCUUGCGAAGGCUCAUUGUGAGGGAAAUAGCCAAUCAGGAGAGAGGAUUAUUUCUGAUCAGUGGUGAUUGCUCUGUAGGGCCUGAGAUGUACGAGAUACACACACAAACUCGUGAGGAACGCAACACAUGGAUGACACUGCUGAGACAGGCUGCUGAUAGCCUUCCUGAUGAUCAGACUAAGAAGAAUGAGGGGGAACUCAAAGUCAAAAAGAUACAGAAGUUACAAGAGAUGCUGUUUUCUCUGGACCUGCGGCUGUGCUCUGUUAUUGAGGAGAAGUUAAAGAUCUGUAGAGGGACUGGUAGAUGGAGUCUGGCUACCUGCCGCCUUCUCGUUCAGCCACACCCUGAAAACACCCCUCAAGGUGUCGCAUUACUGUCUGACGCACAGGAAGAGGUGGUGAAGCUGGCUAUCACUUUGUUGACUUGGCUUUUUCCUUGCAUAUGGUCACCAAGUAAACAUGACAACUUAGGCCAGGAAAGAGCAAGCCAUAAUGAACAAAAUUUGGCAAGUCGGAGCAGGAGGAGUGCUUUGGUAGGAACAGGGGUGGGGCCUCUCACAAUAGCCCCUAUAAGCCCCGCCCACCAGACUUAUUUAAAGGUAGCGGAGGGUGUUCACAACUUAAUCCACAUACUCUACAGUCUGCAGGCUGCAAUAAUAAUCCAAGACAGCUGCUUUGAGGUUCAAAAUCUCCUCCUCCUCGAGGGAGAAGCUCCGCCCCCAACUCUUACAAGUGAUCAUGAUGUCAAAAGGCAGAGUUUGGAGUGUGGCAUGGUCAAGGGGACAGAGGCUGUGCAGCAGAAAGAACUGGAGCAGAGAGAAAAAGAGCAUGCUGAACUGACAGACAGACUGGCGAAAGAAAGAGCAGUUUGAGGAGGAGCUGCGGCUGUUUGAGGAGAAGACGAGGAAACUGAGAGAAGAGGAGAAGAGAGUGAAGGAAGAGAGAGAAAGAUUAAAGGAAGAGGGGAAGAAAGUGCUAAAAGAGAGGAAGAGUCUGGAGACACAGAUAAGACUCAUUCAACACAAUUCAAAUCAUCGGCAAGGCAUCUUGCCUUCUAUCAUAUCACUGGAGAAAUGAUAUGUGUGUGAUAUGAUAUGAGCAUUUAUAUGUAUGUAUUAAGUUUUUAUGUGUUUUAGUGUUAAAGAGACAUUGCUGUGUUUUACUGGCAGAGUUGGAGACAAGAUCUGACCUUCAAGAGCAAGACCAGGCUGUUCAUUUGAAAGAAG